CAAACAAAAGCCACAAACAGUCUUGUCUGGCUUCUCAUCUAUGUAGAUUCUCACUAGGUGACAGAGGAGGCAAUCUAGCAACGUAUCGUGGCUUGGGGCUUGCCUAAUAUCAGGCACAUUGAUGCUGCCUCAGGGCUCUACUGCUUGGGCACAGACUCCACCCCACAGAGUCAACACCUCAGAGAGAACGUGAGAGACUCAUCAGACUCAUCAGAAACUAGACGGAGCACCUAAACGAACAGACACCCGCUCUCAAGGACAAAAACAUCAGCCAAACUGUUCCACUGUGGGACCAUCAUCUGUGGGACCACGAUUCAAGAGGUACGCUGUGGACACACAUCCAUCAACGAUACAUCCAACAUCCCAAACGCCGAGUCUAAAUACAGAAGAAGGCUGACAAACCACGCAGCAUUGGAUUUGAACAUCCAGUAUGGACACUCUCCAGGGAAGAAAACCAAAAAAACCCCAUUACAUCCCCCGCCCUCCUGGCAAACCUUUCAAAUACCAGUGCUUCCAGUGUCCAUUCACCUGCAACAUCAAGUCUCAUCUCUUCAACCACAUGAAGUAUAAUCUGUGCAAGAACUCCAUCUCUCUGGUGUCUCAGCGCAUGGAACAGACUGGGAAAACACCCAGAGCUUCCCAGCAUAAUUUCCCCUUCAACCACAAGAGUAAAGAGCCUCCCUUAGAAGAUGAAGCCAGCAAACCAAUAAAACGGAUCAAUGACAAGGUUGAACAAGAGGAUAUGGGUAAGGGAACAAGAGAAAAGCCUGAAAGUCCCAUCAAGGAGGUCACUAAAGAUGUCCCUAAGCCAAUCUGUGAGGCCAGGGACAAAAAUGAGGGCAUGGGCAUUGGACAGAACAAAAUAUCUUCAGCGUUCUCACCAGUUGCACGAACAUGUGAAAGUCAAUCUCUCUCUCGGUCUCCACACAAAGUUGAUCAAUCAUCUUCAUCUAUUCCUCAGUUUUACCACCAAAUGGCACCAUGGGUUCCACCUGCUUCUACAGCACCUCUUCUUCCUCUAAUACCGGACUAUCCUUCAUACAUGGUACCUGAGAGGCCCUUGAAUUCUCUCUACACACACUACUCACACAGCCAAGCAAACACCCCAGCCUACCAACUCACACCUCGAGAAACCCAGAGACCUCUAAUUCCAUCACCUUUGGUCCAACCUGGUACUUCCCUUCUCCAUCCUUAUCACUACAGAUACAGCCAUCCUAUUAUCCCUGGUCCACAGCUACCCUACAGCCUCUACCAACACCCUGAUUUGUCCAUGUCCUUACAGAGAACCAGGUAUCUUCCUCUGGAUGUGUAUAGCAACAGACUUUAUCCUCGAGAGUAUGGAGGGCAUCUAGUACCCCUAUCUCAUCCUGGCUCUUACGGCAGACUUCCUGAGGACAGGGCUUUCCAGGAGAACAGAACAGUAGACAAAGGUACUCGUAGGAGUCCUUCAGAAGGAUGUUCCGCCUCCGGGUCUCCAGACAGGCCAAGUACUGCAGAUGUAACCCAGCGGAUCACGGUUUCUCAUGGGGAGUCACUCCCAGUCAAUCAAUCACAGCAUGCUGAUCCAGGGGCUACUAUAGCAACUGAAAUCUUACUCAAUAAAUCAUGUGGACAAACUCUAGAGAACAUGUUUCAAAAGAAAGAAAGGAAUGAACCACAAACCACAGCUUCUGCAAGACGCAGUGAGAGUUCAUCAGAAAAGGAAGAGGAAGAAACUGAGGAGGAGCCAGGUCCUCUUAACCUUUCCAAGAAGGACCGGGCCAUAUCCAGCAACAUGACACACCACUACUCUGACCAAGAGAUCCAUUAUGAUUCAGAAAGCAGUCAGGAUGAGGCACCGCUCAACCUCUGCCUCAGGGUACAGUCCAACAACCAAGCCUUGCCCAAUACCACAAGCUCUGAAACUCCAGAAAGACAAGCCCUUAAAAAUGCCGAUGUAUGCACAAUUGUUCCAUCUAGAGAACAAGAAAUAGACCCAUGUGACCAGAGGCACACCGCCGCCUUUGCUUUGUGUCAGCUAGCUAGCUCAAAGGACAUUAUCGAUGACUCUUCUAUUGGCCAACAAGAAACAACUGAGGGCCAGAACAGUCAAAGUCUUCCUUCCCCAGACAAGAGCUCAGUCAAAGACACUCCAGACACAUCAAAACAGAGCACACGGGCACUGGGACAAAAACGGGUAAACUGUAGACCUCUGAGACACACUACCAAAAGAGCAAAGGUCAAAGAACCUGCUCGAACUCAAAGAAAGAGGUCACAAAACUGCUGAUUCAGAGAUCUCAAUGUGUGGACUGCAACUCAAAUACAAAGGAGCAAUGCUCAAGAUCAAUACUCAAGAGACUUUACAGGAAGACGGCCGACAUCUACAUUGAAGUCUUAAAUUAUUAUUCUAUUUAUGUCUGUAAAAUUGCUUGUCAUUAGAGUUCAGAGGUCAUGGGAUCAAUUCCAGGGCUAUGCAUGAAUUGACAUCUUUAAUGUAAGCUGUUUUGGACAAAAGCAUUUGACUAAUGCAUAAAUGUAAAUAUAAAUAUUUCCAAAAUAUUCUUAGUGUACAACAUUAAGCACUGAUUGUAAGAAAAAGGCAGCCAACAUUGUACACUGAGAAUUGUGUGCGCUUUGACAAAACAUGUAAUAGAUCAUUAAAGGAAGCUGGGUGGUGGCAUUUUUUUUUUUUUUUUUAAU
This is a messenger RNA of Carassius auratus (goldfish), 2679 nucleotides long. Its product is annotated as zinc finger protein 750-like. Gene Ontology annotation, biological process: positive regulation of transcription by RNA polymerase II; epidermis development. Gene Ontology annotation, cellular component: nucleus. Bases 431 to 2266 code for a protein of 611 amino acids. The transcript is spliced from 3 exons. The record is from RefSeq and is a predicted model, not a curated record. Gene Ontology annotation, molecular function: promoter-specific chromatin binding; RNA polymerase II cis-regulatory region sequence-specific DNA binding; DNA-binding transcription activator activity, RNA polymerase II-specific. NCBI's taxonomy places the organism in Eukaryota, Metazoa, Chordata, Actinopteri, Cypriniformes, Cyprinidae.